Paraglomus occultum is the source of this 1155-nucleotide messenger RNA. The record is from the annotation of a GenBank genome assembly. NCBI's taxonomy places the organism in Eukaryota, Fungi, Glomeromycota, Glomeromycetes, Paraglomerales, Paraglomeraceae.
AUGAGAGUGCACUAUUCAUAUGCGACAGUAUAUAGAGCUCAAUCGUCUAGAAUUAGUUCCAGUAUAUUUGCGACGAAAAUACUUAAACAAAAGCGGAUGUCAUAUAUAAAAGCUAAUACAAUAACAUCAUCAGCAACAGUAUCAUCAUCAGCGGAAACCAGCAAAUCUACAAAACACGCAUCGAAUUUAUUAGUUUACAAAAAUAUACUUGACCGCCAAAGUCGACAUAGUCAAAAAGAUAACUCUACCGACAAAGAUACUCGAUCUUCGGAUUCGAUAAAACAACCUGAAUUAGCUCUUCUUUUAUCAUGGCGAAAAAUUUUCAACAAAAGGCCGAUAUAUACAAAGCGGAAGCAGAACGAACCCCUUGAACAAGAAAAUAUGACCAACUCGUCGAUCAUGGAAGGGGCACUAAAAGUGCUUAUGGGAGUAUUGUUUAAAUUAAUAAAGCAUCCGCACGGAACAAACAGAAAGAAUGAGACUAUGCAAGCCACAGUUGACGAUACAGAAUCCCUGUCCAUGAAUCAGUAUAUGUCUCCAGACUAUCUUGAACUAGCAUCAAAAACGUUACAUUCAGACUCGGCUUUAACCUCUGUGGGUGAACCUUCCCUACGCGUUUUUACCAUUCCUUUUGGUUAUCUUGAUGCGUCUCUCUUCUCUGAAUAUGAGGACUUUGACGACGAGGACUUUAUCAUUGAGACGUCCUUUCCUCUAGAUAAUUCUUACAAGUUUAUCUCCUCUGAGGAAGAUGACGAGGACUUCUUCAGCCAUUUAACUGAUGACAGUUUGUUAGGGUCAGAUAUACACAAGACGGUCUCGGAUCGUAGACAUAUUACCAAUGAACUUGAGAAUGAGGAUAGCUCACAGCAUCGUUUGGAUGAUGGUAUGCAGAAGCUUAAGAGCUUCGGCGAAGUUGAUUCAUACAAGCUAACUGAUAGUGGUAUACAGCAUGUAAAAAGUGAGAGCAUAUCGCCGAAAAGUUGUAAAAAGAAGACAAAAAAACAAGCAGGCGGGCAUGAGACGUCAACUGCUGCAACGACAGAGUUGAAAAGUUUUAGAUCGAGAACAAGAGGUGGAGGUCUACAAGAGGACUCUAUAAGAAGACGGGCUAAGCGAAAGAGAAACUCAAAGACAGACAAUUUCGUGCAUUUGUAA